AUGGUCUCUGAACUCUGGAAAGCUUCCUCGGAGGGUGACCUCGCCCGAGUGAAUCACCUUUUGCUCGAGGCCACCGUUGCCGAUAUCGAGAUCAACGGUGCCGACCCUAAUCACGCGUCGAGUCAAGGCCUUCCCCCGCAGUACACGUCAGACCCUGCCAUCGUGGACCUUCUCCGCGCUGCCGCCGCCAAAACGCAUUCCGAGGCUUUCCAGGCCCAACCCAUCUACCCUCAUGACCCCAACGUCGACCCUACCAAGGGAUACUAUUUACCUCCGCCGGGCCCUUACGCGUACUAUCCCGGCAUGCCCAUUCCGCCUCUUCCCGAAGGCGCCAUUCCUUACUAUCCCCACCCCCCACUACACCCCGCGGAUGACCAGCACCCCCAGGGCGGGCUUGUCUCGAAUCUCCCUCCACCGGAAAUUGCUCGCCUGAUUCCCUGCAGGUAUUUCCCCGCAUGCCGCUAUGGCGCGUCUUGCAUGUUCGCCCAUCCCCAGGGCCCUUACUUUCCAGGUCCUGUCCCUCCUCCCGCCCAAUACCCUACCCAUUACGACCCUAUGAACUCCCACCCCUACCCACCCAAUUUCUAUCCUAUGCCACCCCCACCGCCUUUCCAGCAGGCUAAUGCCAUGCCACCCCCUCCUCUCAUGACCCCCAUCUCCCCCCAGAACGGGCCGCAAUCGGCGCCUCCGAUGGCUCACGCACGUUCAGGGUCAGACGUCCUUUCGCCUCUGCAGGGUCCUUACAGCGCGUCGGGCGUUCCAACUCCUAGUUCUAUGCCGUAUGGCGCGAUCUCCCCAGUCUCUCCGUCCUACACACACACCGGCCCUCUUGCCCUUCCACUCUCUGCGAACCAACAUCCUCCUGUCAACGGCGGCCCUCAGUCGCCAGUGUAUCCACCUCCCGGUCCUUCCGGUCCCAACUAUGAUCCUCGUCGGGAUUCAAUCGGUCAAUACCCUUCUGCACAGCCCGCACAACGUGUCCUGUCAGAACCGAAUGGGAUGCAGAAAUCGCCGCCCCUCCACGUUCCCGAAAACUUCGGUCCUGGAGGUCAUCGCGAUGGUAUGGGACAUCACCGCCGAGGGAGCUUCCGUCGGCCGUCUUUCGGUGGCGGCCGUAAGCCUCCUUGCCUUUUCUUCCCCUCUGGAAGGUGCAGGAACGGUGAUGAGUGUCGCUUCCCUCACAUCAUGAGUGAAACUACUGUUGUCCCCCCUCCCCAUCAAUCCCACCAGCCCUUUGCGGGCCGGGGUGGUCGGUUUCGUCCCCCGCCCUUCAUGAAUGGCAAUGCCGCUGGCCCGGCGGCAAUCGAGGACAAGCUGGCGGCGAUGACUUUGAAUGAUGACAGCGUCCCCGGUCGUCAGGAGAGCGUGGACAGCACAACUCCUCCUGAGGUCGCUGCGAACCGUGUUCGCCCACCUACAGGUCCAAAACAGUCUAACCAUGCUGCCCAUGGUGCACGUCCUGCCAGGCCGGCCGUGAUACCCAAACAGCGCGUGCCCAACGCCGAUGAAUUCCCUGUCCUCGGGGGUUCGACGACCCCUCCUUCGCGAAGCCCGGCAACAAACGGACAUGCCAAUGGGUACUCGGGCCCCACUGCAGCUCAAGUCCUGCAGGCCCCUCCGCCGGCGCGCAAAGACAGCACCAAGGGCUCUUCGCGCAGCGAAACCCCGGACUCUCUCCAUGCGGCUCAGACCUCAAAGCCCGCUUCUGAGGCAGUCCCCGUCGCUCACCAGGACCACGUGAACAAGCUUCCAGUUUCGUUUGCCGCGGUCGCCACCGGGGCACCAGACGCCUCCAAGGAGGUCUCUGUCUCGGCAUAAAAUGGCUAUCUAGCCUGCCCUUUGUUUUGCUCGAUGUCUUGCCUAGACAUUGCAUCUCUUCCGUACUUUUUUUACGCAUUUUUUUUCUCCCGAUCUGGGUAUCGCGUUUCUUCUUUCGUUUUCAAUUCUUCGGUUUUUCCAAAAUUUCAACGUCUAUAUAUCUGUUUUCGGUGCUUCUCCACACAUAUAUUCUCCGACUCCAUUUCCUCUGCUUUCCUUCCUCUGUUGUCUCCCGCCCUGCUUACCUCGAUAAACCAACCUCUAGCAUGUCACGGACCCUGACUCCGUCCCUCAGCAUCAAGAUCGUCAUGUCUCACUGUGCAUCUCUGUCCACAUAUGCCUGUUUAGAUUCAUACUCUCUCUAUUCUCCCUGUCUAUCGUGUUCUGGUCUACAUAAAGGCUAUUUACGCUACUAACUCAUUUCUUGUGAUACUUGGCUUUCGUAUCAUAUGUGCCUGCAGCAGUUUCCUCUGUGCUUUUUUUACUUGUUAUUUUCCACGCCUUGCCUUGCUUUGCCUCGGCUUCUUGUCACGCGCUUCCUUUCCCCAAAAAAUAGCAUGGGUCUAUGGGUUGUACUGGUUUUCAUCACCCGCGUCGAUAGACAAACGGUAGAUAGUGCAAUAUGAAUAUGUGGCUGUG
This is a messenger RNA of Heterobasidion irregulare TC 32-1, 2457 nucleotides long. RefSeq lists its product as uncharacterized. Gene Ontology annotation, molecular function: metal ion binding. The record is from RefSeq and is a predicted model, not a curated record. The transcript has 5 exons. The coding region runs from base 1 to 1818 and encodes 605 amino acids. NCBI's taxonomy places the organism in Eukaryota, Fungi, Basidiomycota, Agaricomycetes, Russulales, Bondarzewiaceae.